Thermothielavioides terrestris NRRL 8126 is the source of this 1214-nucleotide messenger RNA. RefSeq lists its product as uncharacterized. The transcript has a single exon. The record is from RefSeq and is a predicted model, not a curated record. Lineage: Eukaryota; Fungi; Ascomycota; Sordariomycetes; Sordariales; Chaetomiaceae. The coding region runs from base 48 to 911 and encodes 287 amino acids.
UGUUGUUCUGGGACUUAGCUCAGUGCCGUUAUGUUCUGACACUUCCGAUGUCUCCGCAUGCCUUUUUUGCCCCGAUCCCGAGCCCCAGCGAGUACGACAGCUGGGCCAGCUAUCGAGCCGCCGCAGGCCGCUGGAACGACUUUGUGGCGGUUGGUCAGAAAAUCGACCACAGUAAGAACCGGCUCGCCUACUGCAUCGCUGGCCAGCUGCUGCGCGACGCGGUAAUCCCAAGCCUAAUAUUCUCCGAUCCAUCACACACUGACGGCUUUCCGAUCGGCCACCCGGACCUUCACCUCGGCAACAUAUUCGUCGAUGAUGACCUGAACAUCACGUGUGUUAUCGAUUGGGCUUCUACUUCCACCGUUCCUUUUCCCCAGUUGCUUGCUUGCCCCAGAAUGAUGCAAAAUCCCUCGCCGCUCGCCGCCGAAGACCUUCUCAACGCCACCUUUCAGGCUAGGCUGGAGCAAGCAUGUCACAUCGAGCACAUGCCUCCCAAUAUUUGGAAGCGUGCCGACAUGAUGCGGCUUUUCCACCGGCUCGUCCGCAUGCUCUCCACGCGAGACUACCAUGAUUUUGUGGCUCUCUACUCACUCGGACGCUGCUCGGACGGCAACGAGGAGGGCCGAUCUGAAUCGGACGAAGGAAAUCCCGACAUACCCGCCCUCUUCGCGGAGAGGGCCCGCCAGAGCGAGAACAUGCAGCUGUUGGCGGAGCUGCGUGAGGAUGACUCCCCUCCAGACUACGUCAAGCGCCAGGAGCAGGCCUCAAUCCUUGCCCGAGCCCAAGCCCACCCGGAGAAGCUCGCGGUGGCGAGGAAGUUGACUCUCAUGUCGGAGAUGAACGAGAGAUUUGUGGCAGACCGGAAGCUGUGGCGAUGGAUCGAAGAUGCCAUGGAGGACAUUCAUCCUUGAUGGGCCGUUUGGAGAGGGUGUGUGUCACUGAUGGGCGCAGCACAGCGUGUCAAACGGAAGGCGUUUGAAAGGUUCAAGUUGGGGGUGAGGCGGGACGCUUGUGUUCGAGCUCGGUACGUCCAUCUUUCGCCGAGCGAGCUGGGAGCUAGGCAGAGCUUGAAGACAAGUUGAGGUUCAAGACGGCUCCAUUAGGUCCUCACCGUACGGAACGGCUGCGCCAAUCCCCGGUCCCUGCUUCUCUUCAUGUCCCAUCCAGAAAAUUCCCCUCGUUCAUUGCCACCAGCUGUAUACGAGCCCGGCUGC